AUGUCGAUUUUACCAAAAAGCGAUUCAAUACAGAUCCGGGAGGUUUGGGCCGAUAAUUUGGAUCAAGAGUUUGCUUUGAUUAGUGAAAUUGUUGAUGAUUACCCUUACAUUGCUAUGGAUACGGAAUUCCCUGGUAUUGUGCUUCGACCCGUGGGUAAUUUCAAUAACUCGAAUGAUUAUCAUUUCCAGACAUUGAAAGACAAUGUGAAUAUGUUGAAUCUGAUCCAAUUGGGGCUUACCUUUACGGAUGAUAAGGGGAAUUUGCCCACCUGUGGGAGUGAUAGGUGUUGUGUAUGGCAAUUCAAUUUCUGCGAAUUCAAUCCCAACAAGGAUGUCUUUGCAAAUGAUUCGAUUGAGUUAUUGCGCACGUGUGGUAUUGAUUUUGCGAAGAAUAAUGAGAAGGGUAUUGAUGCUAAGCACUUUGGAGAGCUUCUAAUGUCUUCAGGAAUUGUUUUGAAUAAUGAUGUCUAUUGGGUGACUUUCCAUAGCGGUUACGAUUUUGGGUACUUGCUGAAGUUGUUAACUCGUAAGAACUUGCCUGAUACGCAGGAGGGUUUCUUUAAGUUGAUCAAUAUGUACUUUCCGGUCCUUUAUGAUAUAAAGCAUUUGAUGAAGUUCUGUAACAGCCUGCACGGUGGGUUGAACAAGCUAGCCGAGUUGUUGGAGGUGGAGCGGGUUGGAAUUAGCCAUCAGGCGGGUUCAGAUAGCUUGCUCACCGCGUGUGCCUUCAAGAAGUUGAAGGAGAACUUCUUUAGCUGUUCACUAGAGAAGUAUUCCGGUGUGUUGUAUGGUCUAGGUGUUGAAAAUUGA
Fraxinus pennsylvanica is the source of this 810-nucleotide messenger RNA. NCBI's taxonomy places the organism in Eukaryota, Viridiplantae, Streptophyta, Magnoliopsida, Lamiales, Oleaceae. The record is from the annotation of a GenBank genome assembly.